This is a messenger RNA of Neolamprologus brichardi, 1290 nucleotides long. Lineage: Eukaryota; Metazoa; Chordata; Actinopteri; Cichliformes; Cichlidae. The record is from RefSeq and is a predicted model, not a curated record.
GACAAAGUGUGUCUCAUAGUGAAGGACAGGGUAAUGUGGGUAUGCAACCAGUGCCGUAAGCAACAGGAGAUUCUCACCAAAUCAGGAGAAUGGUUUUCGGGGUCAGGGGUGCGGCCCGGGAGCCUGGGCACCUCUUUAAACAAUCCAGCCACGGGAGGUGAGGCCCAACGGGACAGGAAGCUGCUCCGCUCCAGGUCCCAAGCCCCACCGUCCAGCACCAACGCCAACACAGGGCCACCAGACGGGACACAUCCGCCCGGCGGUGUCACUGCUCCCAAGGGCGCUGACACCAUGCCUGGCUCUCGCUCUCAAAGUGAACCCCCAAGAGAAAAGAAAAGGCCAGUUUCUUUCCAUGAGCAAAACGGUAAGGGAGGCAUGGGACGUGGUUCUGCCCGGAGACAAGCAGACAAGUUGUAUUCACAGUCAUCUCUGGACGAGCGGGUGGUUCCCGGAGACAGAGGAGAGAGAAGGUUAGGAGAUGGAAGGCGGCUGGAAAAGAUCCACUCUCAGGACUACGAGGACGGGAAUGAAAACCUCGGUCGUUCAGAAACACACCGCAGGCGUCCAGAGGAUGAGGAGAAGAGGGAACGGCAGCGGCGCGAGGAGGAGUUCCAGAACCGCUAUCGCAGUGACCCCAACUUGGCAAGAUACCCAGUCAAACCACAGAAGGAGGAGCAGGAGAUGCGCAUGCACGCCAAGGUGUCGAAGGUGCGGCAUGAGCGACGACACAGUGAUCUUGCAAUAAAUGAGGUCGGACUGGGGCCUGGUGAAGGGGGUGGGAGUGGAGGCAGCACAGGAGAGGUGCCGGAAAACCGUCUUGCCAGGAGGGGUGGAGGUGGGGAAGGAGACCGCAAGGCCCUCAUGGAGAAUCACAGGGCCUACUCUGCAGAUAGGACCGUGGGGGUUGUAGGUGGGGCUCCCCCUGCCAGUGGAGGGGGAAGAUCAGGGUCCCAACUCGGGGGACCCGUGCCUUCAGACUGGGGUCCAAACAACAGUCGCCUGGAGCAUGGACCCCAAGACGGAACGCGGACAUCAAGAGAGAAGGGUGGGGUGGAUAACCUGCUGAGGAAGGACUCUCAGGGCUCGGACCAGUCGGAGUCUUUGCGGCCACCCCCUCCACAGUCGUACAAGGGCAAGCGCGGAGUCAACAAGAGGCAGAUGUCCAUCAGCAGCUCAGAGGAGGAGGGCGGCUCCACGCCCGAGUACACCAGCUGUGAGGACGUGGACAUGGAAAGUGUCAGCGAGAAAGGUCAGUCAGACAGAUGUGCUUACUAAGCUGAACCUCUCCUU